CGAUUAUUGGCCAUCGAUUUGUAGCGUUAAAAAAUCGAAGUUGGCAACACUGAGCGUAGGCUAACUUCAGGUCUGUAAACAGUUAAUUGCUUAACUGUCACUUUCAUUCUAUGGUCACUCACUCUCGGGAUCGAAUGUGCAGGAGGAUAAUUAAUAUCUCAAUAACAGCCGUAGCCUGAUAGAAUUGCAUCAAUUGCACUACAGAGUAUAAAAAUGAGCGUUCCUGACGUUGAAACAAUCAGUGAUCUGAUCCAAAAACUUGUCGUUUCUCUUUGGGGAGAUCAAAAACCAGAGGCUAUAAGACGCUUUGUGCGUUUUGCGUUGGGACUCCUCUCCUCGUCUCCAGGUGCAGAAACACUUCGAGAAGAUGAAAUGAACAUUGCCGUACAGAUCAAGGGAAAACUUCAAGUUCGCGACGCCAUUCAGUUCGACAAACUUCACAACGAUCUCAAGGAUGGGCCGCUGAAGAACAGACUCAGCAUCCUGACUUUUCUGCUUUACAUGGGACAAUCCAUUGAUCAGACCAAGGACAGACACUUUUCGUUUCCUGAUAUGAGGCUUGGCCUGACUUCACCCGUCGCUUCUACCAGCCGUCAGACCUCGCAGGUUUCGUGCUCUCAGGGACAGAUGCUGCCGCUGAGUUGCACAGAGACGAUAGUUCGCGGUCCGUCUCUGCAUCCUGCGAGAAUAUUCAACGAGGAGUCAGUGUCCGAAGAUCUGUUGGUCCAGGAUUUGAUUUACUCGUUCCAGGGGAUAGAGGGAAAGGUUCUGAAACUCGACUCGAGUUACGGGUUCCAAAUAGACCCGAAAGCAAAAGUAAACAGAACGCACAGACAGGGUGUUUUGCGGCUCAGCGCGCUUGGCUAUCUUCACAACGUCGUCAGCCGCGGGCUGGAAAGAAUGUCUGCUGCAUGCUCCGGACGAGUUGCAGAUAGCUUUGUGGCUGCCCUGCAUCAGGAACUUUCGGAAUAUUAUAGAUUUAUUGCUAUCAUGCAGGAGGAGGUGAACAGAUCUCAAAGUCCACUGGGAAUGGACAGUGUGACGCUUUCGCACCUCCAUCUCUGGGCUUAUCAGCCAUUGGAGUCGCUGAAGUGGCUUGCAAGCAUCGUGAAAGCCUGUGAGGGUCAAAAAGGGGGAGCCCUGGCAUCCGCGGUUUACGGAUUCAGCCACCACGGCGACGCAGGCGUAAAACAGCUGGUAAAAAGAAUACUGGAGAAAGUUUGCGACCCUCUGCACACAAUGCUACUGCGAUGGAUCGCCGAGGGAGAACUGGACGACUCUAGAAACGAGUUUUUUAUCGAAGCAAGGUCAGACGUCGCAGGUGACAGAAUGUGGCACGAAAAGUAUCAGGUCAGGGACUCCAUGGUUCCAACUUUCAUCAGCAAGGCUCAGGCGAGAAAGAUUCUUGGGACAGGAAAGAGCAUCAAUUUCCUGAGAGAGAUUUGUAAGGACUCCGCACCCCUUCAGGAGAGGCACAGGGAAUCGUUUCAACAAAACGCGGAAGAUUCAAACGUUGAAGCUCUGUUCGACAUGGAUCCAGAUGGUCCUCUUCAAACUAUGAUGGAAACUGCGUUCAAAGAAACUUCGACGAGGGUCGUCGAAAUUUUGACCAAACAAUACAACCUCAUGGAACAUCUGCAGGGUAUAAAAGGCUACCUUUUACUCGGACAAGGUCAUUUUAUUCAACACCUGAUGCAUCUCCUCGAACCUGAAUUGGCUAAGCCGGCAAAUUCGUUGAACACUCACAACUUGUUUCCUAUCCUUGAAACGGCGAUCAGAGCUACGAGCGCGAAAUUUGAUGAUCUCGAUGUGCAGAGACGUUUGUAUGUUCGCUCGCUUGCUCCCUCUGAAAACGAGACUGGAUGGGACGUUUUCAUACUUGACUACAACGUCGAUGGACCUAUAGGAACGAUUCUGGAGCCUUGUCGUCAGACUUAUCAGACCGUCUUCUUCUCUCUUUGGCGAGCGAAGCGGAUGGAAUCGAUUUUGUCUGGUAUAUGGAAGCGGCAGACGACGUCGGCGAAGAUAUUUAGAAAAAUGCCGGAAGUAUUACCGAUACAGAAUCACAUUCACUUGAUAACGAGCAGCAUGGUUCACCUCGUCCAUCAAAUGCAGUAUUACUUUUUAUUCGAGGUGAUAGAGUGUUCCUGGGAUGUUUUUGCCCGGCAAUUAGGCCAAGCAACUUCUCUUGAUGACAUUAUAUCUGCGCAUAACAAUUUCGUUGAGUCCGUCAGACGCGGCACGCUGCUUGACGAGAAUUCGCAGGAGCUCAUGAAUCAUUUAAGAUCUGUUUACGGUCCGAUCCUGGAGCUCCAGGCGCUGGAAGAGACAUUUCUAGAAAGAGCAAUGCAGGAGUACGAAGACCGAAAAAAAGCAGAAAACAAAAUUGAGAAUAAAUGUGAACCAAGUAAAAAGUGGGGGAGGACAACAAGCGGAGAUGCGAAGGAUGCCAAACGUACAAAUAUUUUCACCAAAUAUCUAGCCACACUCUCCCUGCAUCUGAAAUUCCUCUCAAGAACUUAUCAAGAUCGCGUGAAGAAGUUUCUCCUGAUGCUCGCAUCGGCUGAAGACGUUUCGCUCCAGCUUCUCAGCGUUCGGCUUGACUUCAACGAGUACUACAAGAGCAGAGAUAGCCGAUUAGUGGCACCUUUGACGUACCAGCACCGUAGACAAAGCGAGCAGUCGUUUCCAGUCUGCAAGUGACACCGUUGCGAGAAUGGAAAUUCGACCGGAUCAGCGUCUACAGAUUCAUCUAAAAAUCGCUGUGGUGAAGAUGUUCCAUUGGUGUUGUCGAUCGACGAGAAGCCAGAAAUGCGCGGUGACUCGAGGCGUACAAAAAUAGAAACGAAUUUCAAAGAGUGUCUGAAAUUACGGAAGAAACUUGAUAGGAUAAAUUUAAAAAACGUUGAAGAGAGCAAACGAAGCUUCAAACGAUUUCUCGAAGCCGAAAUUAUUCGACACGCCGAGGCCGAGUUGAUCAGGAUUAUUCCCGAUGAACCGGAAACCCCAGUCACACCGAUAUUGGCCUCCGUGCUGAACAACGAUUUCCGAGAGA
This is a messenger RNA of Diprion similis, 3055 nucleotides long. It is a transcript of the gene Grip91, whose product is annotated as gamma-tubulin complex component 3. Gene Ontology annotation, biological process: cytoplasmic microtubule organization; mitotic cell cycle; spindle assembly. The transcript is spliced from 11 exons. Gene Ontology annotation, molecular function: microtubule minus-end binding; gamma-tubulin binding. NCBI's taxonomy places the organism in Eukaryota, Metazoa, Arthropoda, Insecta, Hymenoptera, Diprionidae. The record is from RefSeq and is a predicted model, not a curated record. Gene Ontology annotation, cellular component: gamma-tubulin small complex; spindle pole; equatorial microtubule organizing center. Bases 214 to 2703 code for a protein of 829 amino acids.